This is a messenger RNA of Prorocentrum cordatum, 357 nucleotides long. Lineage: Eukaryota; Dinophyceae; Prorocentrales; Prorocentraceae. The record is from the annotation of a GenBank genome assembly.
GUGGCCUGGCAGGAGUGGCUGAGCCUCCGGGCGGCCUCACGCGCCGCAGGCCGGGCCGAGGUCCUGAGGGACCUCUUCGGCGCCUUGGACGCCGACGGGGACGCGCUCCUCAGCGCGGAGGAGCUGCGUCCCGUCGGGGACCUCGCGGGCUUCUCGGGCGCGCAGGAUGCAUGGGCGGAGGAGUUUGCGCUUCUGCGAGCAGCGCUGGGCUGCGAGGAAAACGACGCUGGCAUCGCGUUUGAGGGCUUCUGCCAAUUGAUGGACUGUGGUGCAGGCUGCGGGAGCGCCUUCUUCGACGCCGGGCGCGACACGGCGGAGCUCCGGAGCCUCCUCUCGGACUCUCGGCCGCGCGGCUGA